AUGGCUAGACCUUGGCUGCGGCCAGUGGGGCGCCUACAGUUGCUUUUGCUGUGCUCGCUGCUGUGUCUAGUGGCUGUGCCCAGGGCAGAGGCGAGGCGGCCCCGACCCUCGCUGCCCUGCCCCGCGGUCUGCGAGCCCACGCGCUGCCCUCCGGUCCCCAGCUGCUCGGCCGGAGCGUUGCCGGUGCUCGACCGCUGCAGCUGCUGCCGACUCUGCCCGGCUGCGGAGGGGGAAGCCUGCGGCGGGGCCCUCGGGCGGCCCUGCGCCCCGGGGCUGCAGUGCGGCUCCUCACGCCGUCCCCAGCUCCACGGAGGCACCUGGUUCGGCACCUGCGGCUGUCCCGCGGCAGGGGUGGCGGUGUGCGGCAGCGACGGGCGCACCUACCCCAGCCUGUGUGCGCUCCGCGCCGAGAACCGCGCCGCGCGCCUCCGGGGCGCGCAGCCGGCCGUGCCGGUGCUGAAGGGGAACUGCGAGGACCCAAGCACCCGAAGCGCGGGCCGGCUCCGGAGCAAAUUCAACUUCAUCGCCGACGUGGUGGAGAAGGUGGCACCGUCUGUGGUGCAUUUGCAGCUGUUCCGCAGGUCACCUCUUAGUGGCAAGGACAUUCCUGUGUCCAGUGGCUCUGGGUUCAUAAUAUCUGAGGAUGGGCUCAUUGUUACCAAUGCCCAUGUUCUCACCAACCGGCAGCGGAUCCAGGUGGAGCUCCAAAAUGGGGUUCAGUAUGAAGCCACGGUUAAGGACAUUGACCAUAAAUUGGAUCUUGCACUGAUCAAGAUUGAGCCAAAAACUGAACUUCCUGUAUUGCUGCUCGGAAGCUCAUCUGACCUGCGGGCUGGAGAGUUUGUGGUGGCCUUGGGCAGCCCAUUUUCUCUGCAGAACACAGUGACUGCAGGAAUUGUCAGCACUACACAGCGAGGGGGCAAAGAACUGGGGCUGAAGAAUUCAGACAUGGACUAUAUCCAGACUGAUGCCAUCAUUAAUCACGGGAAUUCUGGGGGGCCUCUGGUGAACUUGGAUGGUGAUGUGAUUGGCAUAAAUACAUUGAAAGUGACUGCAGGAAUCUCCUUUGCAAUUCCAUCUGACAGAAUUAGACAGUUCCUGGCAGAAUACCAUGAGCGUCAGGUGAAAGGAAAGGUUCUUUCACAGAGGAAGUAUCUGGGUCUGCGAAUGCUGCCACUCACUAUGAACCUUCUCCAAGACAUGAAAAGGCAAGAUCCUGAUUUCCCUGAUGUGCGUUCCGGAGUUUUUGUAUAUGAAGUAAUAGAAGGAACAGCUGCUGAAAGCUCUGGAUUGAGAAAUCAUGAUGUAAUAGUCAGCAUAAACGGGCAACCUGUCACCACAACAACUGAUGUGACCGAAGCUGUUAAGAACAAUGAUGUCCUUUCCAUCAUGGUUUAUCGGGGAAGGCAAACUUUGAUCCUGACAGUUGCACCUGAGAUAAUUGAUUAA
Molecule: messenger RNA, 1449 nt
Organism: Suncus etruscus (white-toothed pygmy shrew)
Lineage: Eukaryota; Metazoa; Chordata; Mammalia; Eulipotyphla; Soricidae
Gene: HTRA4
Product: HtrA serine peptidase 4
Exons: 9
Coding region: 1-1449 (482 amino acids)
Biological process (GO): positive regulation of apoptotic process; programmed cell death; proteolysis
Cellular component (GO): extracellular region
Molecular function (GO): protein binding; serine-type endopeptidase activity
Source: RefSeq, a predicted model, not a curated record